This is a messenger RNA of Neurospora crassa OR74A, 1424 nucleotides long. RefSeq lists its product as hypothetical. The transcript is spliced from 2 exons. The record is from RefSeq and is a predicted model, not a curated record. Bases 257 to 1069 code for a protein of 270 amino acids. NCBI's taxonomy places the organism in Eukaryota, Fungi, Ascomycota, Sordariomycetes, Sordariales, Sordariaceae.
UGUGUUAGGAACAAUGUCUACUACACCCCUUAUUAGCUUCUGGCCUCUUUUUUUCUCCCCCUAGUCAGACAAAAGAUGGCCUUCUAUAAAGGACAAGCUUCUAAGUCCUGCUUGCACGCUUGCACGUCGUCCAAACACUAUCAAGAAGCUCACUAAAAACUUAGCAGCACAGCACUAUACAUCCCCGCUAAAGAACGGAUCCAAUACCUAAUUUCACUUCAUUUCUACCUACACUCAGCUGUUUCGAUAAGCCAUCAUGGAUUACAACCACUUCGAUCUGCAUCAUCCUUUACCCGUCACAGACAAUGACAUCUCCAAUGUCUACAACCCUCUUUUGGGCUUUGCCGACGACGGCAGUAGCGAAGCAUUAUCCAACGUCCUUGGACAGUCACACGAAUCUACCAACCAAGAGCUCGAUAUCACUAGCUCUUACCCUAUCGCCAAUUCUUACACGUGUAUGGACUCUCCACCGUUUGUAAUGGAAGGCUUAUCUGGUUAUGACUGGUCUCAGCACAUCCCUCCCACUACCGGCCACUUCCAGGACCUUCAGGACGAGGGAGUUAUGCAAUCUUUGGAGGGCGUGGAUGGAAACACCAUCCCGGUCCUUGACACGGUCUAUCACGACAAUUUGUCUCAGCCUUCUGCUCCAGCCCCUCCUCAAACCGUCAACUUAACGUCCCUAGAGCGUCCCACCGUUCGGGUUCUGGAAUCAUCUUCCAUUAACCCCGGCAGCCUGCCCUCCUCCACCCCAGACACCACAUCCCGUACCCCAUCUCCAUCAGGCAAUGAAGGUCGCAGCCCCAACACCCGCGCGACUGCUCGCUAUCACUGCACCGACUGUGGUACCUCUUCGCAGACAAAACGGGACCACGAGCGCCAUCUCACAACCAAGAAACAUCAGAAAAAGACUAGCGACGGCAGCGGGAGCGGGAGUGGUGCCGCCGUCCCGGGAUUCCACUGCCUAGCGCAGGGUUGCGAAUACUCCCAUGAAGGCGGGAAGACUUUCACUCGCGAGGACAACUUGUGGAGGCAUAUGAAGACUGCGCAUCCUAUCAGGUCGACAGCGUGAGGAUCGAAGUGUUCUGCAAUGCCUGGAUGCUAUAUAAACAUCGUUAGAAGUUGGAUGUCUUAUUUUUUUAAAUCACUAUACAGCUGGCUGUAUUCCAUUUUCCUUCUACAAUCUCUUUUUCUACCUACGUUAGGCUCCUAUAUUGUCUUCGCUUAUCCCCUCUACUGUUUGUCUUUCUUUCCUGUCUGCAUCUGUUUCAGUUACCUGUGACCAUAAUUCCUUUGUUCAGCGAUGAGACGAUGCUAUUAUACACAUGUCGUUCAGAGAAUUGGAAACUAUACUUAGAGUGUUGGUUAAUACUUUUCCUGUCUGCUUUAUAUUACGGAACGUUAAUUGAUAUUGAUUGCAUCCUACA